AUGGGGAGCAACGUUAAAGGAGGUAAUACCAACCGGCCUGGUUUGCUGCAGCAGUGUCGCUCGGCCCACGGUCCCAGCUUCUCUGGACAGUACUGCCAGGUGUUCCUGAGGCAGGGAACCGUCCAGUACUUUGUGGGCAUCUGUGUUCCUGACUCCUGCGGGGAAGAGGAGGUGCAAAUACUGGUGCUGUAUGACAGACUUCGGUUUGGUCAGAUGUCCCUCGUUCCUCCUUUACCUUCCAUCCUGGUGAACCAGUCCACUCAGGAGAUGAUCAUGACUCACUGUUUGCCCCAAACAAUUGCCCCUGAUGCAUCUGAUGUCACCUGCCUGUUUGUGUGUUGUGUAAUGGUAGCAGUUCCUCUCGCAGCCUCCCUGUUCACGGCUAUAAUAAGGUGGCAGCGGAACAGAGAGGUCAACCCUACGGUCGAGUCGUCCCCUUUAAGCGCUGGCCUCAACCUUUACGGUGCCCUGAACACCAACAACUCAUCCGGCAGUGAAGUCAACAGCAGCACAUCAGAAGAAAAUGACACCACCAGCUCCACAAGACCUUGUUUUCCUCGAAGCUGUGUGUUCGGAUGUCUUCAGGCGUUCUCUCUGCAGAAUACCAGCCAGGGCGUCUUCAGCACCUCCUCAUCCGUCCCAGGAGGAGGCUACUCCUCGCUGAACGGCAUCCGUGUUCUCAGCCUGCUGUGGAUCAUCUGUGGACACUCUGCACAGUUCCCUGUAAUCAACAACCUCGACAACUACAAAAACUGGAGGAAGACAGUUGAAAGCAGCCCUGUGCAUGUGCUCACCAUCAGCGGACCUGUUUUUCUGGCUGUGGACACUUUCUUAUUGCUGGGGGGUCUGCUCAGCGCCAGGUCUCUGCUGGGCGCCAUCAACAGGGCUGAAGACAAACUGAGCCCCAGUCUGGUUGCAAACUAUCUCUUCAGGAGGGUAAAAAGGAUUCAGCCGCUGCAUCUGUUCAUCAUGUGUCUAACCAUCGGCCUCAUCUCGUUGGUCCAGUGGGGGCCCUACUGGUUCCCAUUUAUAGACACGCUGAUGGACUGUAAGACGUACUGGUGGGCUAACUUACUGCUGAUCAGCAAUCUGCUCCCAGUCCAUGAGAUAUGCAUUCCUUGGACCUGGUACCUAUCUCUAGACUUCCAGUGUUAUGCCACCACUCCUCUGUUGGUCUAUUUUUACAGACUGAACAAAGGUGUGUUUGUGGUUGUGGCUGGAGGCCUCCUGAUGAUGACCACUGUGGCCAGUGCCGUUAUCACUGCGCUCAUGCAUCUACCAGUCUUUCAGCCGUCUACGAUGACGUCUGAGAAUUAUGUUUUGUAUUACUAUGUGAAACCCUACACAAGAUAUGGUCCAUUUCUAAUAGGCAUCUUGACUGGAAUAUACCUGACAACAAAGAAAGAGCAGCUGUUGAAGCAAAAGUGGAAGGCAGCUCUUGGUUGGUUCUGCUGUCUGUCUCUCAUGGCCCUGGUGGUUGGACUGGCCUACGUCCUCAGGGAGACUCCACAUCGUCCAUCCCUGCCUCACGCUCUGUAUCAGGGGCUGCACAGACCCAUGUGGGCUCUGGCUGUGAGCUGGAUCAUACUGGCCUGUGAGGAGGGCUAUGGAGGCUUUAUCAAGAGGCUCCUGUCGUUGAGUUUCUGGGUUCCUCUGUCCAACAUUAGUUUUGCCUGCUACCUGAUACAUCCAGUGUUCAUCAUCGCCUACAUCGGCUUGCAAGAGACCCCGAUCCACUACUCAGACAUCAAUUUUAUGUACCUGUUCCUUGGUCACCUGAUGCUGACGCUGGUGGUGAGCUACAUGCUGACGGUGUUGGUUGAGAAGCCCUACCUCCUCCUAAAAUCGAGCAGCGUGUAG
Stegastes partitus (bicolor damselfish) is the source of this 1860-nucleotide messenger RNA. It is a transcript of the gene oacyl, whose product is annotated as O-acyltransferase like. The record is from RefSeq and is a predicted model, not a curated record. NCBI's taxonomy places the organism in Eukaryota, Metazoa, Chordata, Actinopteri, Pomacentridae. The coding region runs from base 1 to 1860 and encodes 619 amino acids. Gene Ontology annotation, molecular function: acyltransferase activity, transferring groups other than amino-acyl groups. The transcript is spliced from 14 exons.